AUGUACCUCCGCGCCGCCCACGCCGAGCGCCACAUCCCCACCCUCCGCGCCUUCAUCCGCGACAACCCCCUCGGCAUCUUCACCACGGCCAUCGACUCCCCCUCGUUCCCUUUCCUCCAAUCCAGCCACAUCCCCUUCGUCCUCGACGUGCAAGACGACGCCAGCGAAACCGAACUCGGCGUGCUGCGCGGCCACAUGGCGCGGGCGAACCCGCAAGCGAAGGCGUUGAUGGAGCACCUGAAAGCCACGUCGGCCGCCGCUGCCUCACCCGACGCCGCUGCGCUCCCGCAACAGCUGUCCCGGGACGUAAUGAUCCUCUUCAACGCGCCCGCGCACCACUACGUCACGCCGAAGUUCUACACCGCCACCAAGCCCGCGACGGGCAAGGUCGUCCCGACGUGGAACUACGCGGCGGUGCAGGCGUACGGGCGGGCCACCGUCUACUUCGACAGCAAAGCCGCGUCGACGGAAGCGUUUCUGGCGAAGCAGGUGGCGGAGCUCUCGCAGCUGUCGGAGACGCGGAUUAUGGGGUACGAGAAGCCGUGGAAGGUGGAUGAUGCGCCCAAGGCGUAUACGGAUGCGUUGAAGAAGGCGAUUAUCGGGAUCGAGAUUGAGAUUACGGACUUGGGGGGCAAGUGGAAGAUGAGUCAGGAGAUGGGGGUGGGGGAUAGGCAGGGGGUUGUGGAGGGGUUUGAGGCGUUGGGGACGGAGGUGGGGGGGAAGGUUGCGGGGAUGGUGAGGGAGAGGGGGGUGUGGGAGUAG
Molecule: messenger RNA, 762 nt
Organism: Lasiodiplodia theobromae
Lineage: Eukaryota; Fungi; Ascomycota; Dothideomycetes; Botryosphaeriales; Botryosphaeriaceae
Product: Transcriptional protein
Exons: 1
Coding region: 1-762 (253 amino acids)
Source: RefSeq, a predicted model, not a curated record